UAAUGUACGGAAGCCUGGUGGGGCAUGAAAUGAUCUGUUGUUCAAACUCAUGUGUGGAUUUUACAAUUACACAAUAAGCUGAGUCAAUAUGAAAUAAUUGGGCUCUAAACCUCAGUAAACAAAGGGCUGGAAAAAGUAAAAGGAAGAAAGUGUUGAUUCAAUGAAAUUCAAUUUAGUGGACAAAAUAAUUAACAAGACAAAUAUACACAGCAGUGCGAUUUAAUGGGUCGAGAGGCAACGUCAGACGAUUGUCCAGGAUUUAAUUUAAACACUUCACAGGAAGUAGAGGGCAGGUGGUCUCGGCAACAGGAAGUAAAAAGUCCGUCUUCUUACUCUCCUUUUUUUCUUCCAAAUGUAGUUUUCCCAUGACACCUAUUGUGUGUGUGUGUAGUGAAGCCGAAGCUAACGCGGUGAAGGGUGUCAAACCUGUCAUUCAGGUGAAACGCCCACAUACAGCACCUUGUACAAACACAGACAAAGAGUCAAAAUGCGCGGACACUGGGUCCUCUGCUUCCUGGCGGCCAUACUGUCCAUGGGGACCAUGGUGGUCAUCGUGGGUCAGAACCAGCAGCUGGCCAAGGUGCAGACGCUGAUCCAGAGGAAGGAGCAGGAGCUGAGCUUGUUGUCAGACCGGGUGGAGAGCCACGAGCUGCUCAUGUCCGCCCUCGGGAAACAGGACGCAGAGAUGGCGAAGGCAGUGCAGUCCCUGGAGAAGGAGGUUUCCCAAGUCCACUCAGAGGACGAGAGAAAUAAGAAGGAGGUCGAGGAGUGUCAGGCUGCUCAGAAAACAAUAAAUGACGAGUUGGCUGCAAAAACGAAGGGAAACGAGGACUUUAACGCUCAAAUGCAAUCAGAGUCCGAGGCCUGGAAGAAGGAGAUAGCUUCUCUUGAGGAUACGCUGAAGAAUCACAGUCAAAUUUGUAGUUUUGUGAACGAUGACCCAUUUGUUCAGAAAUUAUGUGGCAUUGUAGUCACCACAACCACGUUAGGCCCCACAGUGACGACAACAACGAUGAAAACUGGAUAAAAAAAAUCUCUGCAACUCCUUGACUUGUUAAUAUCUUUUGUUUUUGUCAAUACAGCUACCGGAGCAUACAAUGUUCUUAGUAUUUGUUGCAUAAAGUCAUUGACAUUAAAGUAUUUUACUGAAUUAUUUUGAUUUUUAUAUA
Cynoglossus semilaevis (tongue sole) is the source of this 1169-nucleotide messenger RNA. Its product is annotated as A-kinase anchor protein 9-like. The record is from RefSeq and is a predicted model, not a curated record. Bases 488 to 1027 code for a protein of 179 amino acids. The transcript has 4 exons. NCBI's taxonomy places the organism in Eukaryota, Metazoa, Chordata, Actinopteri, Pleuronectiformes, Cynoglossidae.